AUGGCAUCAGAUCAUACCAACGACGACAGCAAGUACAUGUUUGGCUCGCAGCCAAAUAUACGCAAUGCCUGUGAUGCGUGCCACAAACGCAAGAUACGCUGUAUGGUGUCGAGAAAUGGCGGGCCUUGCUAUAAUUGCAAGUCAAGAGGGCUUUCAUGCUACUUUCUACCACGGUAUAGGAGCGGCAGACCACGCAGGCGUGAUAACUCCUCUCCCGAGACGAUCGAAACAAUCACACCUACUCCUACUCCUACUCCCCCUAGCACAAACAAUUCCUUCUGGCCAGGAGCCCAAAAAGCUGUCACAUCAUCGACAAGGAAAUCUCCAACAGUCGUUGACCAAAAUAACGACCUCUUAGGCUGGGUCUCUGACCAGGACUUUACAGCUCAGAUAGAGGAACAUGGCUCUGACUUACGAGUAUCUGGCCAACCGCUAAGGCUUCCCGGAGCUAUAGACGGCCCCUUCAUGGAGCCAGAGCAGACGGCUUUUCCCAACUUUACCGAUCCAUCGUGCCAGCCAUUUUCUGAUAUACAGCCUGACGACCUGGUUACGCUACCGCCACUCCCAAACAUUCAAACGCCAUCCUGGUCACCAGCUUUUCGCCAGCCAUCUGAUCGCAGCAACUAUCGUAACGGAAUAUCUGGAGAAGGCGGGUUUACUAGCUUGCUGGAACAAUGCUCAAGGCUUCAACGUCAUCUUACUUUAACGGAGAAAGAAGGACCUGCAGGCUCAGGGGAGACGGGUUUACCGACCCAAAAGAAGAAUGACAUGUCAGAUAACCAGGUACAAGAGAUACUAGAAGACGUCGACGCCAGCUGCAAACUCAUGCUCGAGAUGUGUGAUGAGGGAGGACUGUUCAAGUCGGCUUCAGCACAAGUCAACAACCUACUGGACUCGGCUUCCAUCUCCUUGAUAAUAACCGCCGUCUUCAAGGUUUUCCAAAUAUGUGAUGUACUUUUCAGUGGCCAGGUGCUACGGGUUCAUUCCAUGAAGGAUAUACUACGACAGAAGCGGCUCGACUUUAAUAUUACCCAGGCAAGGAUAGUGACGGCACGGAUUGAGCAACUGACGCAGAGUAGGCCUCUGAUUUCACAAGAAUUGUCAAAAAGAGCAGUUUAUAUUGAGGAAAGGUUUACGAGCCAACGCGGGCGUAGCUCUGCGGAGAUGGAUGGCAGUCCCGAAACAUAA
Molecule: messenger RNA, 1188 nt
Organism: Nannizzia gypsea CBS 118893
Lineage: Eukaryota; Fungi; Ascomycota; Eurotiomycetes; Onygenales; Arthrodermataceae
Exons: 1
Coding region: 1-1188 (395 amino acids)
Biological process (GO): regulation of DNA-templated transcription
Molecular function (GO): zinc ion binding; DNA-binding transcription factor activity, RNA polymerase II-specific
Source: RefSeq, a predicted model, not a curated record